AUGUCCCCGGCAGCAGCACUUAUGUUAUCCAUGACUUUCUCACUUCCUCUCGCACUUCUCUUCUACAUGGCCCAACUCCUGGGCUACAAGUUCCGUGUGCGCCACCUCCGUCUUCUUUCAGCAGAGGGGAUUUCCAUCAAGUCUCCAACGUGCUCCAUCGCUAUUGAUAGCGUUAAAAUCACUUUCCACAUUCCUCGCCCAAUUUCGCCGUACUUGAUUACAUUCGACGUCAAGAAAUACGAAUACACCGACGACAAAUGCCGGGUUUCUCUAGAGCAACUGCACGCCAAGAUCUGGUUCUUUCCUGUGCUCUUUCGGUGCACCGCUGGGCCUUGGAUCACAGUCCAUAUGGACGGCUUUGGAGUGCGGGUGUACACUUCCAGGAAAUUUCCCUUGUGGACCGCGCAGCUCCGGGACAACGUCAUUUAUACUUUUUUGAACGGAGAAACUCUUCGCCUCCACGACAUCAACACUAAAAUUGACCUCAACCCCCUCAACCCACCGGAACCGAGUAUCCCCGGAGAAACUGCAGAAAUAUUUAUCGAUAACGAGAAGGAACAGGCUCAAGAAGUCGCGAUACAAUUAUCUGCUUCUCAAUGGCACAUGCUCAAUCCGCGGCGUCGAUUGUACACCUUCGGAGACCUUGCAAUAGCCUACAAGAGGAAUUGGACAGAAGGCCAUGGAUCGUUGUGCAUUAUCGCUAAACAUUCCCAAUGGAACAAACUUCCUUCGAUUCUGUCCAUGGAUCGCUACUGCCAGCUUCCCGUUCUCCGGUAA
Cyclocybe aegerita is the source of this 777-nucleotide messenger RNA. The record is from the annotation of a GenBank genome assembly. Lineage: Eukaryota; Fungi; Basidiomycota; Agaricomycetes; Agaricales; Hemipholiotaceae.